Molecule: messenger RNA, 1638 nt
Organism: Daphnia pulicaria
Lineage: Eukaryota; Metazoa; Arthropoda; Branchiopoda; Diplostraca; Daphniidae
Exons: 5
Coding region: 145-1560 (471 amino acids)
Source: RefSeq, a predicted model, not a curated record
UCUAAACCGUUUGCAGCGCCGCAGCGGUAGUAACGAGUAUUAUCCUGACAGUUUCUCUCAGGUCUCAGCCGGCUAUAGGGAGGAUCGUGCUCUUUCCCCUCUUAAUCUGUGGUAGUGGUACAUUCUAACGGUAAAAAAAAAAAAAUGACCUGCGAAGUGGAAAGUCUGGCUGAACGACAAGCGUUUUGGAAGACGCUAUUCGAAGAGGAGAAAUUGACAUCCCAACUUGCCUCGCUCGCGACUAAACAUGUGGAUCAUGGCGUCACUUACUAUGACAUGACGCAGUACGGCCAAAUACACGUCAAAGUUGAAUCCGGCUCAGCAUUGGGUGACAAUUUUCAAAGUGACACGUUCAUUGUAACGGUGCAAAUGCUACGCGAUACCGGGGAAAAAACAUUGAGUACCUUCAUCAAGGUUUUGCCGUCGAAUAUCUUUAUUCGCAAAUCAGUUUGCAAAUAUCGUGUUCAUCAACGAGAAAUCAACAUUUACCAAAAUUUCUUUAAACUCUUGAGGGAAAUACACCGUCCAGACAAAAAAAUUCCGCUGGAUGUUCCGGAUGUGUACUACAGCCAUAUUGAGGAUAUAAUCCCGGGAGAGACGGAUGGAUCGGGAACUUGUAUUCUCCUUGAAAAUCUCAAAGCCGAAGGCUAUCGUAUGGCUGAUAAAGUGGAAGGAGCUGAUUAUCAACACUGUAAAAUGGCACUUACUUCACUGGCCCAUUACCACGCCUUGACGUUGAGUGCGGUGAGAAAAUGGAAGGAUCUGACAACUGGCGAAUUAUCACAAGUUCCAUCUUCUGCAAAGUUUCUCGUAGAAGAAAAAACAAUGCACGACGGGGAUAUCGUCCAAAUCAUUUCAGGGUUUUCCGUGUCGAUCGUCAAUUUCCUAAAAAAAAUCGAAAGACCUGAUCUUGUUGAAUGGGUGACUUCCUUUACGUCCCGUAUAUCAGAGGUCAUCCUGGUGGAUACAUUGGAAAGCAGCGGUCCAUUGGGUUGCAUUCUUCACGGCGACUACUGGAUCAACAACAUUUUGUUCAAAUACGACGUCAAAGAAACAAAUAUUCCAGUUUCAUUGAAGAUGCUUGAUUUUCAAACGUCGAGGAUCGGCCAUCCACUCAGCGACGUCCUCUAUUUCUUUUACUCGAGCACCAAACCGGAAACAAGAGAGAAACACAUGCUCGUUUUGCUUCGCCACUAUUUCGACACAUUGACGGUCGAUUUGGAACUCUUGAGCGUUUCACUCGACGACUACACCUGGCAAGACUUUUGGUCUGAUUACAAGAAGAGAUCCUUGAUGUUGAUGUUUAUGGGUAUCAUGGUCUUGUCUUUUGUUUUGAACAAGAAAACUCUGACCAAAUUGGAUGAAAUGGAUGCCGAGGAGCGGCUAAAAGAACCAAAAGUGUCGGACGAGGAAAAAGUCAAAGGUGAAAGCGGAAUGAGCCUCGAUGUGGAGGAAUCCAUGAGGAACAUGAUGUCGUCACAAAAGUUGAGCGACAAUCCCGUUCUAACUGACCGUAUCCUCAGACUCAUAGACGAAGUCAAAACAUUGAACGGUUCUUAAAAUUACAUAAUCAUUUAGUCGCAGUAACCAAACCCCUUUUUACCCCCAUUUAAGUUGAAUAAAUCCAUUGUAAAUGAA